Molecule: messenger RNA, 2607 nt
Organism: Strongylocentrotus purpuratus (purple sea urchin)
Lineage: Eukaryota; Metazoa; Echinodermata; Echinoidea; Camarodonta; Strongylocentrotidae
Product: glutamate receptor 4
Exons: 16
Coding region: 80-2317 (745 amino acids)
Biological process (GO): synaptic transmission, glutamatergic; modulation of chemical synaptic transmission
Cellular component (GO): plasma membrane; AMPA glutamate receptor complex; dendritic spine
Molecular function (GO): AMPA glutamate receptor activity; transmitter-gated monoatomic ion channel activity involved in regulation of postsynaptic membrane potential
Source: RefSeq, a predicted model, not a curated record
UUACGUCUACAGUUCAGCUGAAGGUUUACAGAGAUACCAGACACUUUCACUAAAGUUUCCUCCAAGGAAGUACGACAUCAUGGUUCGGCGGGUCGGAUCCGAAGUCGAGACCCGAAGGCUUCUGAAGAGCUUUCGGGAUUCGGGUCGUCAUCGUAUCAUCUUCGAUACGUCAGCCAACGACACAGUCCUCGUUCUUAAACAGGCAAAUGUGCUCGGCAUGAUUACGUCAUCAUUCCAUUAUAUCUUUCUCGACCUGGAUCUGGCUGACGUCAACAUGGAUAACUUUCUUUUCGGAGGAUUGAACGUCACUGGAUUCCAGCUCGUCAACAAGACCGACCCCUACUACAAGAACCUGGAGCUGAUGUGGUACAAACGACAGGCCUACCUCAGGCAAGGCAAUACCACUUUUGACCCCUCACAGGAUAACUCCGCUAUGGGCUACCCGAAGCUGAAGACGAUGUCGGCUUUGACGUACGACGUCACCCGUGUCUUCUGGGAAACGAUCAGCAUGCUGAAGAAGAACAAACGACUACCAAUCCUAACGGUCAGGGGAGCGAGAUCAUGCUCGAACCCGGGCUUCAAAAAGAUACCGCAGGACAAAGACGUGUUGGAGUAUAUCAAAAUGUUGUCGCUCAAGAGUGCGACAGGAAACAUUGAGUUUGACGAGAACGGAGAAAGAGCAAAUUACACACUCCGAGUUCUGGGACUUAAACCUUCAGGAUUGCAAGAGGUCGGAACCUGGCUUCCGAAUGCGAACCCUCGUCUUACUAUCAAAGGAGAAGAUAAACAAAACUUCUUACAGGACAUCAACAAGACUUUCAUCAUUACAUCGCUUUUCGAGCGACCGUUCAUGAUGCUGAAGAAUGAGAAGGAUCGAACCCCUGGAAACGGCAUGUACGAGGGGUACUGUAUGGACCUCCUGAAGGCUAUCAAUGACCAUCAUCCAUUCAGGUUCGUCAUCCGAGUGAGGAACGACAGCGCGUACGGCUCGGCCAAUGAGAACGGGACUUGGGACGGCAUGGUCAGUGAGUUGAUUAAUAAGGAGGCCGACAUCGCCGUCGCCCCGCUGACGAUCAACUCCGAACGCGAGCGCGUCAUCGACUUCACCAAGCCCUACAUGAGUCUUGGGGUCAGCAUCAUGAUCAAGAAACCUCAGAACACCCGACCCAGCGUCUUCUCCUUCAUGCAUCCUCUGUCGUACGAGAUAUGGCUGUCCAUCAUCUUCGCCUACCUUGGAGUCAGCGUGGUGCUGUUCCUGGUCAGUCGGUUCAGUCCGGAUGAAUGGUACACCGUAGAACAGGGAACUUUAUCUAGUGCGCCCUCUACGGAAGGUGAGAUUGAUCGUGUGGAACCGAGAGACAAGAAAGCGAACAACUUCGGGAUUCAGAACAGCCUCUGGUUCUCGAUGGGUGCCCUCAUGCAGCAGGGCUGUGAAGUGUCUCCAAGAUGUCUCUCAGGCCGAAUCGUCGGUGGGGUGUGGUGGUUCUUCACCCUCAUCAUCAUAUCAUCCUACACAGCUAACCUAGCUGCUUUCCUGACGGUCGAGAGAAUGUCCACCCCGAUCAACUCGGCCGAAGAUCUCGUCAAACGUAAAGACAUCUCGUACGGUAUUCAAGGAGGUGGGGCCACCGAGGUGUUCUUUUCCUCAUCGAAGAUCCCGCUUUAUAUGACGAUGUGGAAGUCGAUGAGCUCGGCCCAGCCGUCGCCGAUCACCAAUUCGUCCGCGCAGGGCAUCGAGCGCGUCCGCCAUGCCAACGGCAAGUACGCCUUCCUGCUGGAGUCGACGAUGAACGAAUACUCGAACCAGCAGAAACCAUGUGAUACCAUGAAGGUGGGAUCGAAUCUCGACUCGAAGAGCUACGGCAUCGGGGUCGCCCGAGAUCUCACGUUGUUGAGAGAUGAAUUGACACUGGCUAUACUGCAACUUGGCGAAGAUGGCGUCCUUGAUAACCUGAAGAAGAAAUGGUGGUAUGACAAGGGAGAGUGUGAGCCUCAGUCGGAAUCUAUGGACCAAGCCAGUGCUCUGAGUCUCAGCAAUGUCGCCGGUAUAUUCUACAUAUUGGUGGUAGGAAUGGGCGUGGCGAUGGGCGUGGCUCUCACCGAGUUCUACUGGCGUACCCGGGCUCAAUCUAAUAAGGAGAAGAUCUCUUUAUCAAAUGCUCUAAAAGCCAAGAUUCGUAUGUCUGUGACGGGGGAAAAAGGAAUGCCAACAUAUCCAAUCAUGAGACAGGUCAACCCUAUGGCCUGCGAGAAGGCGUUAUUGUCAAAGGACCGAGAAUCACCAUCGGCUAUCCGAAGAGGGCAGACAUCCGUUUAAAAGAUCCAUCUGAAUAUAUUUGAAGGGAAAUGCACGUGGUCCACUUACACUCGACAAAGAUAUAGACUCGUCUUUACUUCAACAAUCUUCGAGACUUGCCGAGCAUGAAACAAUUUGAAAGGGUUAGUGAUGUGGGCAAACUUUAUCAUAAAGUUCUUCAAAAAUCCCCCCAGAAGCCAUUCGCAAAGUAUUAAAAUGCAAAAUGUUUGGGUCUACAUUUAGAAUACCGGGGUCAAAAUGAAGGAGGUAAAAUAGUUUUAGAGGUACAGUACUUUUAAUAGUUUCCUCUU